GGGGAAGUCCGUGCCCCUAACAAAAAGUUUAUUUGAAUAAAAACCAAGCUGCACACUGGUCGGUGUUCAUGUGAUUGAACUGAUGACGUAUACCCCACUCUUUCUUUUGUAUUCUAAAUAUCAAAACAAAACAUGUGAAAUAUCAAAAGGGUCCUUAUUUUUAAAUAUGUAAAUAUUGAAAUGUUUUAUAAUUCGUACCAUAAAAAUGAAAAGCUGCGUGGGUGACAUCAUCAACUCUCUCAUUUGCAUGUCAAGGAUAUGUGCAUAUGCAUCUUUAUCUUGUCUAUUGUGAAAAAUAAACGCAAUUUCAAAAUGUCAUAACUUUCUUAUUUAAAGUCCGAUUUUGAUGAAAUUUCCAGCAUCAUGCGUACAUGUUUUUUUUUUCUUCUUAUUCAAAACAAAUACUUGUUGAAUUGGUCUUGCCCUUUAAUAUAAUUUUAGGGGUUCAAGGGGGGGGGUACAUCCUCUUCCGAUAGGCAUCAAUCAGCAUUGGUGUACGUACGGGUAAUUCUUGUUAUCAUGACCGUUCAUAAUCAAUACACGCCGGGUCUGGAGCGGAUGAGUAAACGGUGUCACAUUACUUUUCGUUUGCGUUACUCAUCUCAUGAAAGGAGCUAGAGAGCAUUCGAAUGUCACGGACGGUUUAGUGAAUUCAGUGAUUUCAAAUGAUUUUUUUUUCUUGAAAAUCUAAUUUCAAAAUAUUACAUGACUCAAGUGGCCCGAGUAAAGAUACUCUCUUGCAAUAUACUGUACAUGUUGCUUUUCAGUCUUUAAAAUGUCCAGUGUAGGGGAUCGAUCAUACUAGAAGUAAACAAAAAAAAAAAUCCGGAGACAUGACCCCCCCCCCCCACAUGAUCGCAGUCGUUUAUAUACAGACCGUAUUCUUAUGCUAAUAAUUUCGCAUUUACCCCCUCCCGAUGAAUUCACAAAAUAAUAUAAUUUCACAAUGUAGUACGAUCAUAUAUAAGUUGUUAUUCACUUAGCAUUUCUUAUAUAAUUCCUUCGCUUGCUGGGUACUCUCGUAUAUAUAGAUUUAGGUUGGUUCUGGAAAGCAAAAAUUAUGCAAUACAAUAUAUUAGCAAGUCAGGAAAAAUUGUAAUAUUUGACAGCGAUCUGACUCAAUAUUUCGUUCCUAAACUGCCGUUUAAGAGGAUUCAGAACGCAAAACAUUAAUUCUCGGUUUGUCAGUAAAUUGCCAAAAUAUUAUUACAUUUGGCAGUAAUCUGAUCGACAUAUUGAUUUCUUUCCAAUCAGGGAGGGUUUAUUAUUUAUCGCUCAUUUUUGACAUUUGAAAAAAAAUGUUAGCCAUGUUUAUAAUGUUCAUACCCAAUGUCUCCAAACAAAUUGUAAUGUGUAAUUUACAAAUUAAUUUGUAAAUAUAAUAUUUUCAGCCUGCGAGCUGCUUGUUAGAUGUUAUUUUAAAAAAUAUAUAUAUUCUAAAUGUCAUCACUGUGGGAAAAUCAAGUUGUUCAACACCCCCCCCCCCCCCCUUCAAAGCAAUCUAGCGAACACCCCUGGUAUAGUGAGGUCAAUGGAAGUGUCAAUUAUACGCUAUUUUGACGUCACUCUCUCUACCUAGAUAUAUGUACAUGUACUAUUAGUCAGGGGAGGUCAAGGAUUGGCUGCGGGGCAGCUAGGGUUUGAAAAAUUCCUGCUAGGCCCCGCGCCCUCCCCACCAAAAAAAAAAUUAGCGAAUCAAAAGAGGUAAAUGGGUCUAGACUAGCUGCUAGAGGAGGUUGAGUUAUAAGGCAACCUCACCCCCCCCCCCCCCCCAUCGGCCUCUGCCCGUUAGCUCCCCUUACUUCCUUUGCUGAAAUAAUGAGCAAGAGCAACGCGACGAUUCCUCCACCCUCCGUUUGGUGAGGGGAGAGGGGGGCUUCGAUUAAUGACACUGCGUGCUAUCCAUACCUGUGAAGUGAGUGAACCAUCCGUAAUCGAGCAGUGCCUACUCAGAUUGCGUUUGGCGGUGGAAGGAGCUCAUUUGAUUCUCUCCAGAGUCCAGACCAUGAACGCUACACACAUGGGGAUAUUUUGUCGCACCGAAGUUAAAGUCACUUUCCAUGUCACUAUAUAUUAUAUGCAGAGCUGAUAUUUUGGAUCGAGAGAGUCACGAGGUCUCACUUGGCAUGCUUGGAGGAUGCUGCCGGCGCCAUAGAUAUUUCAGCGUUCAUUUUAUUAUCAUCAGGCACGUAAGAGUGUGAUGCUCACGAUGUUGUGCUGUUGACAUCUCAUUGGUAUGCAAUAAUGCCACCCUGGAUAAAAAACUGAUCAUUAUCAUAAUGAAAAGUGUCUGCGAAACGAACUGAAAGUGUCUUCAGUUAUAAUGAAUUCCGGAAUAUCUAUCAUCAAACUUGCACAUGAAUAAUAUACGCAAGUAUCGGAUCACCUUUUUUUAUGUACAAUUAUUAUUUUCAUCGUUAUUGUCCAAUUCAAUCCGUCCUUCACCAAAUAUGGAAUCCUAGUCGUUGUUCACAACACCGAGUUUAAAAAGGAAUUAGAAUCUGUUUGUUAAUGGUAUUGGAUUUGAUUUCAAUUAUGGGACGCUGUCGUAUCCGCCUAAAGGUUUUGACAUAUACAUUUAUGUGCUUUGUAGGAAUGUCAUUAAUGGUCAUUCUUCAGGGGUUAAACAAACUGGUUGACCAAGAAUCUGAUGAGAAUCCGUACCCGACUCGAAAACGCCUUUCUCCAGCUCUAGCUCCUGGAGACGCUAAUCCUGCAUCCAUAUUGAAAGUGGUACUACGAGAUGAUAAUAUCAUGCAAAUUGAAUUUUUGGUUAACUAUAGUUCUAUGAUGUCUGCAAAGAAAGUGGUUCGGGAGGACUAUGGUUCCACACAUCGAAAGACUCCGGUGAGUAAUGAGGAGAAGGUGGUAUUAGACAAGCAAAAUGAUAACAGCUACCUACAUGAUGUAAGUCGAACGAAUCUGUCUGAAGUGGUCCUGAAAAGGGAUUCUGUCAGGAUCCAAGACAUUGGCACUCUGAGUCGUAAGCCUCCGAGUGAGAAAGAUAUUGACGAGGAACGUCAUAAUGGUGACCGUGCCGUAAGACGACGGGAUCUGCCGAAUUCCCAGGAGGGCGAGGACCUGGACAAAGCUUCGUAUGGGAAUCAUAAGAACUACUCCACAAAUCAGAGGCUUCUGAUCGAGGAUGAAAAAGUCCUCGACAAGGGUUUCAAAAUACCUGAUAGCGAUAUCAUAGGUCGGCAGCAAGUGACUGACGAGGAGAAUGCGAUUCAUGACAAUGAUUAUGAGGCCUACGCUCAGGAAACUAAUUACUUCAUCUCUCAAAAGCCUCUGACGAUGACUAAGAUCACAGCCAAAGGUUCAGCAGCUUAUAGGCCACAGUUUGUUAUCCUGCUAGCGCAGAUGCGAACUGGUUCAUCUGCAGUAGGACAGAUAUUGAAUCAAAAUAAAGACAUAUUCUACCUUUACGAACCGCUUCAUGUUACUCAUGACUGGGUUACAAAGCACAGAACUAAAGCUGAAGUUAAUAGUAGAAUGGCCGAAGUAUUAAGUAAUAUUAGCCACUGCGAAUUUUCCAAGGGUUUCGUGAGGAGUCACGGAUCCUGGGGUGGACGAACCAAAAGCCGAGCCCUAAUGCCUCUCUGUAAAGAUAUAAAAACAUGUAAGGAACUCCAACCAACGCUGUAUAAACAAAUUUGCUUAGCUUACAACGGGAAUGUUGCAGUCAAGCUUAUUCGCAGCAAUCUAUUGAACCUAAAACCAUUACUUGAUGACGAUCUGGUGGACGUCCGAAUCAUCCAACUUGUCCGAGACCCACGCGGCACGGCCAAUUCCCGACUGGAGUACUUCUCGGCCAAGAAAGACGAAAUUCCUCCAGGUUUGAAAAGGAACAGUUUAAAUCCAGUAAAGUUUGAUGAAGGCAUUUUUCUUCCGCCAAAAGACAUGUUGAAAUUAACAACACAGACAUUCUGCUCCUGGUUACGACAAUCACUCAAAAUAGCCCUUUCCCAACCUGCAUGGCUUCAGGGGCGCUACAUGUUGAUAAGGUAUGAGGACUUUGCGGAGAGGCCACGGAUGACUGCUCAAGAGAUCUACAACUUCCUAGGUCGUCCGACACCCCCUGAAGUCCUCGAAUGGAUAAAAGAGAACACGCAAGGCAAGACUAAAGGGGAAAAUCCCAAUCAUCCCCUAUUCAGUCUGUCGAAGAAUUCUUCGAGCACCGCAUCGAGAUGGAGGUUGAAUUUAUCGAGAGAACAGGUUAUGAUAGUUCAGAAUGAAUGUGAGGAUUCGAUGCGUCUUCUUGGUUACCAGAUAGUAGGCAAACAUUCACCACUCAAGGACCUCUCCGUGUCCCUAAUCAAGGAACUUGGCCUCCAGUUUGCGUGAUGUGAACAUGUUCACGGAUUAACAUGCACAGAGUCAUGAUUUAAAAGGUCGUUGUUGAAAAAAACCCACAAAAUCAUGCACCAGUUUCUCGUGGAAACAAGUCAGCUCUAUCAGUAUUCUUGCAUGGUUAAAAUAAAAAUUAUGGAUGAUCAAAAUUGAUGCAUAGGACUAUAUUAAUGUCUAGUCAAGACUUUGGCAGUGAAAAUGCUACAAUGCACAAAUUCUACGGUAUAAUGACUAUAUGUCAUAUGCCAAAAUAACCAGUUGUAACAUGUUGUUUCUCUUUGUGUGAAGAAUCCACCAAAAUUACUCUGUAAAAAAUGAAGUUUAGCACUUACAGUGCUUGAAUAGUGACUGCUCUACGAGUGCUGAUUAUCUAGUUCAAAUCUAAACUAGAAAAUUAGCACUCGUAUAGUGCAGUCACUAUACAAGCACUGUAAGUGCUAAAUUGACACUUCAUUUUUUACAGUGUACAGCAAAGGUUAAAACCCCGAUUAAAACUCUAUUUAAAAUAUUUUAAAAUAAGUAUAACUUACGCUUUUGAUGACAACCAAGCGAGAUAAUAUUUUGUCGAUUAAUUCAGGACUUUUAUGUUGUUUUCCAUCAUCUGUGGAUCAAUCGAAACACUGAAAUGGAGUUAUAAUGAGAUUUCACAGAUAAUGCUUUAAA
Messenger RNA from Lytechinus pictus (painted urchin), 5016 nucleotides. RefSeq names its product carbohydrate sulfotransferase 1-like. Gene Ontology annotation, biological process: sulfur compound metabolic process; N-acetylglucosamine metabolic process. Lineage: Eukaryota; Metazoa; Echinodermata; Echinoidea; Temnopleuroida; Toxopneustidae. Gene Ontology annotation, molecular function: N-acetylglucosamine 6-O-sulfotransferase activity. The record is from RefSeq and is a predicted model, not a curated record. Bases 2512 to 4347 code for a protein of 611 amino acids. The transcript has a single exon.